Molecule: messenger RNA, 986 nt
Organism: Cynara cardunculus var. scolymus (artichoke)
Lineage: Eukaryota; Viridiplantae; Streptophyta; Magnoliopsida; Asterales; Asteraceae
Product: transcription factor MYB8-like
Exons: 3
Coding region: 145-873 (242 amino acids)
Source: RefSeq, a predicted model, not a curated record
CUCACCUACGAGUAUGUUUUGGAAGUAUUAUAUCUAAGACACGAUUGGUUUCUUCUGUUUCUUCUGGUUGUAUAAAUACAAGAGUGGACAUGGCUGAAUUGGGGCAUCACAAGCAGCACAGUUAGAGAGAAUAGUUGCACAGAAAUGGUGAGGGCACCAUAUUUGGACAAAAAUGGAGUAAGAAAAGGUGCAUGGAGCGAAAAUGAAGAUAACAUGUUGAGAGCGUACAUCGAAGAACAUGGCCAUAAGAAUUGGCGCAAACUUCCCAAGUUAGCCGGGUUAUCAAGAUGCGGCAAAAGUUGCAGGCUUAGAUGGAUGAAUUAUCUUCGUCCGAAUAUAAAAAGGGGAAAUUACACUGAUGAAGAAGAAGAAAUCAUAAUCAACUCACUCAACAUUCUUGGUAACAAAUGGGCAACUAUAGCUGCAAAAUUACCUGGACGAAGUGACAAUGAGAUCAAGAACUAUUGGCACACGCAUUUGAGGAAACGCAGUAAACAACGUAGUACGGUUUCACAUUCAGAAACUGAAAUCGUACAAAAUCCAAAAUGCAGUAAAGAAAAAGGUGUCCCACAAGUUUCUGAAAAAGAAUAUAGAGACGAAGUGGAAAUCUUAACUGCAGUUCUAUGUUCAGAUUCAUCAUCUAAUGCUAACAACCAACAAUCAUCAUCAAACAGCUUGGAACAUAUGGCUUCAAAUGGCUGCUCAUCACAACCGCCAAAUGGAGAUCCAGUCGGAGAUUUUUGGAGUAUGGAAGAUGAUUUUUUUAUGGCACUGAUGGAUUCUACAAACAAAUUUGUCUCUUCAUCUUAUGGUCAUGAUGUUAUCCUGAUAGAUGACGUUUUAUGGCCAACGAUGGAUUUUUGUGGUUUAUGAUACCCAUGUGAUGAGAUGACUUCAGUCUAUCAUGUAAAUCAUACAAAAAAAAACCCUUGUUUUGUGGGUUUUUUCUUUUGUUUUCUGUAAUUACUAAAAUCUGGAAAAGACAG